AUAGUUGAAAACGUUUGCGUCUCUGCGGCAUUCUAAUUCAUUUGUUAAUAUUUUAACAUAUUUAAAAUGAAAACAGUUAUAAUAAUGUUGUUAUUUACUCUGCAUUUAGUGGUUUGUUAUGAAGAGGAUGCGGAUUAUGAAGGUGGCAGAUGUACAACCUAUACUAACGAGAUCGGUGUUUGUAGAUAUUUAUAUAAAUGUGAAUACGCGAUACAUCAAAUCAGAAAUAAGAAAAAGAUAAAGAGUUGUUUUUAUAAUGGUUUUAAAAGAUACGUAUGCUGUUUGGAAAAAGAAAAAAGACCAGUAACAAUGAAACCCAAAAUAAAAACACCGAAGUGGCGAUAUCGCGUUCAUCGGUUUCCAGUGUGGAGUCCUAUAAGGGUCUUAUAUUAACGAUUCCUACAAAUAUCAAGAAUAGACCUCGUUGGUGCAGCAACUUGAUGCUAGAAAUAUCUAGGAUAAUGUUCAACUAGCUGCGUUCAAAUUGUUGAUGACCUAAACAUGUAUAAAAUUACUGUAAAAGUUUUAAUAAAUAUUUACGGCUAUUGUUUGAACUUGAAAAUCUGUUUAUAUUAACAAACUAUUGCUGUGCGGUUUC
Molecule: messenger RNA, 598 nt
Organism: Papilio polytes (common Mormon)
Lineage: Eukaryota; Metazoa; Arthropoda; Insecta; Lepidoptera; Papilionidae
Exons: 4
Coding region: 67-393 (108 amino acids)
Source: RefSeq, a predicted model, not a curated record